Diaporthe batatas is the source of this 1734-nucleotide messenger RNA. RefSeq lists its product as uncharacterized. NCBI's taxonomy places the organism in Eukaryota, Fungi, Ascomycota, Sordariomycetes, Diaporthales, Diaporthaceae. The record is from RefSeq and is a predicted model, not a curated record. The transcript is spliced from 3 exons. The coding region runs from base 453 to 1532 and encodes 359 amino acids.
AUGGAGCCUCAAUACCGUCGUCCCAACUUCUCCAACCCAACUUCUCAUACACAAGCGGUCUGAUGAUGGACUUUCUCCGGGGGCGGGCAUCACGAAACCAGAUGCUGCCCAGCCAGCCAGCGCCUCCCGUACGCAGACCACCACAACAGCCCUGGACGAGCCUGGAACGCCAAGAGCCAUGGAUCGUCCAGAGACGCCGAAGCAUUGAGGGCGUGCGUGUUGCCUAGGUUCUCAACUCAAGGCUUCUUUCUCUUAAUGGCAAGUGCCUGCAUCCUCCGACUGGUUAAGAUUUGGCUUGUCUUUUGCUUGUUCAUUCCUGUCAUUGUUGGGAGCAAACUGGGCCGCCUUCGCUUCCGAAUCUGUUUCUUUCGCUCUCAUCUUGCCCUCCACUUCUCUUCUCAAAUCCCUCCCCCUUUUUUAAUAAUAGCCUGCGGACUGGUAUCCUCAGCAGAAUGUUGACCAUUCGUCUUGCUCUCGUGGCCCUCCUGACCGUCUUUGGUGAGGUCCAGGCGGUGCCACAGACCCGUGGGCGGAAAGGAGGAAACCGGAACGGUGGCGGCAACACGGCUCAGCAGACGCCUCAGCAGCAGGCAGCUGCCAUCCCCCAGGGCAUCUCCCAGGCGACAGAUGGCUCCACGAUCUUGGAUAUGACUGCUACAGUCAAUAACCUCGACCUCCGGUUCAAGAUCUCCGCUCCGGCGGACCAGUUCACGACUGCCUCCGGAGUUCCGGGAGCCGCCGCACAGCCUGGCGCACAGGGCCCCAACGGCAUCAACGUCCUCCUCCAUGGCGACGGUGGCCAGUCCUUCUUCGACUUCCCCAACCAGGCCGUCCAGCAGGGACUCAUGGGAGUCGUUGUUCUCGCCCCCUCUGAGAACCUCCUUUGGGGCCAGUCCCAAGGCCAACCUCAGGGCCUGUCGCGCGUGGACGGCGCCGCCCACUCGCAGGCCGUCAACGAUCUGAUGCAGCAGGUGCUCCCGCAGAUGGUGGCCUUCAACUCGUCCAACGUCUUCAUGACCGGCGUGUCUGGCGGCUCUCUCACACUUUCCGGCUUCUUUGUCCCUGCCCACAUGGCAAACUUUGCGGGCACCGGUGUUCUCUUGAUGUGUGGUGCGCUCGCGCCCCAGGUCGACUUCAACAACUCCGCCGCCGUCGCCUCCACGACCAAGAUUCACUUCCAGAGCACGCAGCAGGAGCUUACCAGCCUUCAGGGCGCCAUCCCGGAGGCCAUUACCGCCUACGAGCAGCUGGCCACGCAGGCUGGACUUGAUGCCCAGCAGGUCGGCGCGCUGCAGACCGUCGACAACACCCCCAACGGCGGCCACUGCGAGUUCGACGAGCAGGGCUUCUCCAGCGGCAUUCAGCUCAUAUCCGACAACUUCGCGAGCAUCAUGCAGGGAGGCAACGGCGCGGUCCAGGGAAUCAACGCCCAGACUGUGCUCACACCCGUACCCGGCAACGAGAACGUGCAAUUCGCCGCUUCCAAUGGUAACAACAAGAGACAGCAAGGCCCGUACUGGAUUGGGGCCUAGGUCAUAGGCGCAGGGUUAGUGGUAUCCUGGGUAUAAGAGAUAGGCCGUGGCGGAACCCCGAGGUGGAGGACACGUCACUGGCGACAGAUUGGAAUAGUUGAGCGUCGUGCAGCCUGUCUACCCGUUGGGCGAGAAUAUAGGGAGAUCAUAGACUGCAUCAUUGCAUUUUGUACAAUGCCCGCUCUAAUUUACAACUGUACAC